Chlamydomonas reinhardtii is the source of this 6292-nucleotide messenger RNA. RefSeq lists its product as uncharacterized. Gene Ontology annotation, molecular function: kinase activity. Bases 237 to 5378 code for a protein of 1713 amino acids. Lineage: Eukaryota; Viridiplantae; Chlorophyta; Chlorophyceae; Chlamydomonadales; Chlamydomonadaceae. The record is from RefSeq and is a predicted model, not a curated record. The transcript has a single exon.
GUGCUCUCGUUGACUUCAAGGCCUUUCUCGACAGCAGUCUCGACACGACAAAUCCAGACGCAAAUGAUGAUUUAGAGAUAGAGCAUGUGACUCAAGUAGUUCUAAAGCAGCUUCAGGGCACGACCAUUGUGGAGGUGGAGGCAAAAUGUCCAGGGUUCUGGACCUCCGUUAUCCACGCUCACGCGCACGCGGCGAGGCUAAUUGCUGCGGGCGCUACAGAACAGGGCACAGUUGAUAUGCUCAGUUGCACUUCAAUUCUGGGGUGGGGGCUCUUCGACCGUGACCCGGCGCUCCCGACGCUGGCGCUCGCCAUCCUCCGCGGCGACCUUCUAAACGUCUACGCCCAGAUUCUGGCGGCCAUACGCUUUGGAGCAGCCGUGGAAAUUGACAACGGAGACUGCUGUGCGAGCAGUAGCGGGCGCAAGGCAGGCGCUGACGGCAGCAGCGCGUUCCGCGUGGCUAUGUGUGUCAUGGGAACCCUGCAUCGGACGCUUGUGGAGCUCUUGUUGGCCCUGGAGGCGGACGCUCCUGGCGGACCCGCCUUUGCCGAGCUGCUUGAGUCCCUGGCUCGCAGCGGUGUGUUGGAGCAGCAGGCCGCGACGGUGCUGAGGCUGGAGCUGGCGCUAGCGGCCGUGCUGGAAGGGGCGGCAGCACCGGGCGGGCCCGACGGAACAGCUUCUGCAUGGCAUGCAUGGGAACCCGCGCGCCAUGGCCCGCAGGAUCCAGAUCUCAAUCUGAUGUCAAACUUGAUUGCAGAUCUGGGUUUGAUGGAAGAGCAGCUGGCGCCGGUGCCGGAGUUCAGAGGCGGCGCCGCCGCCGCCGCCUGUGGGGGUGGCGCGUGGGAGCAGUGGCUGCUUGAAUACCGUCAGCAGCGGGCGAAGCGUGUGCAGGCGGUGACUGCCCAGAUGGAGGCAGCGCUGAAGGAGCAAGCCCGGGUACUUGCUCGUGCUAAUCAGCCAGUCGUCGCGAUGUGGGUUGGCAGCCUCCGAACGCUCCUCGCCAACCUGUGCUGUCUGCUGAGCCGGCCACAGCCGCAGCCGCAGGCUCCCAGCAGGCUUCCCACCGAGCAGCAACACCACCAGCAGCAACAGCAACAGCAACAACAGCCACAGCCACAGCAGCAGCAACAGCAGCAAGCGCAAGAGACAGAGCCGGAGCAGCAGGGGCAACAGCUGGGUGCAUGGCAGGCGCCGGCACCCGCCGCAGCCGGCGCCUCGCAAGGCCGCGCGCAGCCGCAGGACCUGAUCCGCCGCAUCCUGUCCGGUCCUGCGCUGCAGUGGCUGUCGCUGUCCGCCCUGCAAAAGGACCGCUGCCGGGAAGGAGCCGCGCGGCCGCGCUCGGAGCAGGCAGCCGCGGACCCGCAGCAGCAGCAGGCGGGCCCGCGGCGGCAGGAGAGGUGGCCGCAGCAGCCGCCACAGUCGCAGCCGCAGCGGCCGCAGCAGCGGCCGCAGCAGCCGCAGCAGCGGCCGCAGCAGCCGCAGCAGCGGCCGCAGCAGCCGCAGCAGCCGCAGCAGCCGCAGCAGCCGCAGCCGCAGCUGCAGCUGCAGCAGCCGCAGCCUCCACAGCCGCAGGAGGGGGUGCGGCGGCAGGCGGAACAGCGGGAUGGCGCAGCGCCAGCGGCAGCGCCAGGCAGCAACAGCGGCGGUGUUGGCGGUGUCGGCGGCGUCGGUGGCGCUGCGGAGGAGGCGAGCAACCUAAUGGGGGAUGGCGGGCAGGAUUGCGCGUUGGAGGCGGCAGUGCGCAUCUUCGCCUUCUGUCCGGCGUCGGAGCUGCUCACACGCGCGGCGGCGGCGGCUGCACGAGAGCAGCUGGAGCAUCGGAGGCAGGGAAUCCGGGGGCAGGGGCGGCAGGAGCAGCAGGACCAGCGGCAGCAGGAGCGGGGCCAGGGACAGGAGCAGGGACGGCUGGAUGGCGCCCGGUACCUCUACACGGCCUUGCGCCGGUGCCUGGAGCGGGAGGCCAGGGCCCUGCUGGCAUUGCAGGUGGGCGGGGGCGCGUCCGGCGCUGGGGCCACCCCUCGCGCGGACGUUAGCUGCUACCCGUGCUGGCUGGGGCUGCGGCUGCUGGUGCGGCUGUGGGCGCAGCUGCGGCCGGCGCAGGCGGCGGCGCGGCUGCCGGGGCUGUGGGCGGUUGUGGCGGCGUUGCUGCGAGGCCUGCCCGGUGACAGGCCCGGCUGCAGCGCCCACCUGCCUGUGCUGUACGGAUUGGCGGACGUGUUGACGUCGCCAGUUGAGCCGGCGGCGCCUGCGGCGGCGGGCCCACCAACCGCACCGCGGCGGGCAGCAGCAGCGGUGGCUGCUGACCAGACAACCGGCCAGCCGGCAGCAGCAGUACCAGCUCCGGAAGUGGAGGUGGGGGCCGGCAGCGGCGGCAGUAGCAUCACCACGCUCGACACCAGCGGCUGCAGCUACAGCCUGCGCUGCGCGCUGGACGCGGGGCUGCUGCCGGCGCUGGAGGCGCUGCUGCGGCGGGCGAUGGCGGGACUGGCGGCGGCACCGGCGGCUACGGUGGCGGGCAGUGAUGCAGGUCGCGACGCAGAGAGGCGCCUGCGCGAUGCAUCGGCCGCCAUCCUUGCGUUUGAAACGCUACUGUGUCAGUCGGGCGUGUGGCCCGCGGUGCUGGCGCACGCGGCUGCGGAGGAGGUGGUGCCGCUGGUGGCGACACUGGCGCGGGCGGCGGCGGUGGCCGUGGAAGCGGCGGCGGCUGCGGAACCAGCUGCUGGUGCGGCGGCGGCUGAAAGGAAUGCAAGGAAUGCAAGGGAUGCAAGGGAUGCUGAGGGUGGCAGUGUUCUGCCGUUGCAGCGGCUGGCGGGGCGGCUGUGUGUGUGCUUGGCGGCGCUUCUGGAGCGGCAGCAGGCGGUGUCUGUGUUUAUGGUGGUGUUGCAGCAACAGCGCGGAUUAGGAGAACGCGCGACAGCGGCGGCGGGGCCGCGCCAGCCAGCAGGCACUGGUGGCGGCGUCGGUGGCACCGGCACCGACAGCGGCAGUGGCAGCGGCAGCGGCAGCGGCAGCGGCGGGGAGGACCCGCUCGCCCUCAGCAACUGGCUUUGCCGCAACCGGCCCACGGACGCAGGAGCCUGGAGGCAGGUGGGACUCGCGGCCGGCGGCUGCGCGUGGGUGGCUGCUGCUACUGCCAGUGCUGCUACUACCGGUGCUGCUACUGCCGGUGCUGCCACAGCGGGGGCUGCCACUGCCGAUGCUGCUACUGCCGGUGCCGCUGCUGCCGGUGCUGUCGCCUCUGUGGUGGCGGACACACAGGCACCAGGGACCCUGUCCGGAGCGGAGCCGGCUACGGCACAGCCGCGGCCGCCGCCACCGCAACGGCCGCCGCUGCCACAGGUGCCGCGACCGCCGCUGCCACAGGUGCCGCGACCGCUGCUGCCACCGGCAGCGGCAGAGGCAGCUGCGGUGCAGGCGCAGUCGUCGCAGGCGCCGCCAUGGCCGCAGGCGCAGUCGCCGCCCCGGCCGCAGCUGCUGGCGGACUGGGCGGCGGAGGCAGCGGCAGAGGCAGCUGCGGUGCAGGCGCAGUCGUUGCAGUCGCCGCCCCGGCCGCAGCUGCUGGCGGACUGGGCGGCGGAGGCAGCGGCAGAGGCAGCUGCGGUGCAGGCGCAGUCGUUGCAGUCGCCGCCCCGGCCGCAGCUGCUGGCGGACUGGGCGGCGGAGGCAGCGGCUGCGGCAGCUGCGGUGCAGGCGCAGUCGUUGCAGUCGCCGCCCCGGCCGCAGCUGCUGGCGGACUGGGCGACGCUGCAGUGGCUGCCGGUGCUGAUGAGCGCCGGCGCCGUCAAGCUGGCGGCGGCGGAGCUGGCCCGCGAGGGCAACCCGGCGCCCAUGCAUGCGGCCGUGUGUGAGCCGCUGCUGGGUAGCCGCCUGUCCCGCAGCCUGGCGCGGGUGUGUCGCCACUUCGUCGCGGCCGUGUGGUAUCACAGCCGCUCUCCACACACUGAACAACAGCGGGGCCGGGCGCCGCCGGGGGAGGGGCAGCAACUGCAGGAGGUGACCGAAUCGGAUGUCGCCGCGUUCCUGCUGUCACAGGCCGAGCAAAUGGCGUGGUCGUGGAAGGUCCUCGUUGGCGGGAAAGCGUCACGCAUGAACCUGGGGGACGGGCUGCAGCGGGCGUGCUGCAACUUCCACAUGGCACAGGCAGCCCUGACCUGUGCCCGCACGCAGCGGACUGCGGGUACGGCGGCGGCGCGGGCAGCGGGCGACUGUGGAGCCGAUGCUACUGACGCCAAUACGGGCGGCGCUGGCGUUGCUGGCACGGGCACGGGCGCAGAUGUGCGCGGCGGCUCCCAGGCACGCCCCAGCGGCGGCCGCGGCGGCGGCGGCAAGUGCUGCGGUGAGGUUGAGGCGCUUGGAGGUGUGGACGCUGGCCGCCUUGCGCUCGAGACUGCCGCCGAGGUGAUGGACUUGGCGGAGCUAGCAGCCGUGGACGCCUGGUUUGAAGCAGAGGCGAUGAUGAUCAGGCGGACGGGCGAUGCGGGCGCUCACGCUGUUGACGGGGCGUAUGCAUUUCUCGAGCCUUUUAGCGCCAAGGAAAAGGGUGCGCGGCUGGUGCGGUCCCUGCAGCGCUACGGCCUGCGCCGGCGGCCGGGUCUGGAGGCGUUUCUGCUGAUGCUGUCUGGGCAAGAACAGCAGCAGCAGCAGCCUGCAGCAGCUGCUGCAGCGGCGACGACAGCCGCAGCGCCCGCAGCAUCGGGGCCGGCGGCCCGGGGCACGAAGGCGCAGCAGCGGCGCGGCGGCGGCCAGUCCCAAGCGGCGGCGGCGGCGGUUGCAGCAUCGGCGGCGGCGGUGGCGGUGGCGGCGAAGCGGGCAGAGCGGCAGGCGGCCGCUGUGGCGGUGUUGGACGAGCUGGCUGAGCGGUACGGGCUGGCGGGCCCGUCAAUGGAUUUAAGCGGUGCUGCCAUGCAGCUGUCUUUGCUGAAACCCGCCACUCUGGGGCAGAGGCUGCUGAUGCGGGAGUGCGAUGACUUUCCGUCGCGCGCUACACACGUGGCAGCGAAAGAGGCCCUGACGGCUUCUCUGCGCGCAAUCAAUCGCAUCAACGCGUAUCGCCCCCCGAACAGCGAGGGUCGCGCAGAUCUCUGCCGUAACCCCGCCUGCCGCAGCCUGGACGGCCCCAGCGCGCUCCUGCCGCCGGGCGCCGGCAAGGUGUGCGCGCGCUGCAAGGCGGUGCGGUACUGCUGCGGCGCAUGCCAGCUGGAGCACUGGCGACAGCGGGGCGGGCAUGCGACGGAGUGCCCUCACAUCAGGGUCCACUAUGAAGUAGGGCAGGAGGCGGCGGCCGAGUGCGCGGCUCAGGAGGCGCAGGGCGCCGAGACGACAGCGGCACAGGCGCCAGCGGCUCAGGGGGUGGCGGCGGCCGGUGAGGCGGCGGCUUAGGCGCAGGCGGCAGCCGUGGCGCUAGCGGUGCUCAGGAGGAGGCGGCGGCCGGGCCGGAGUACGAGGCCCUGAUGGGGUGGCGGCCGGUGUGUCGGCGGCUGAGGCAGGUGCAGGGCGUGCCGUACCUGGCCAGGUGUUGGGCUGCGGGCCGUCCUCGGCGUACUGUGGCCGGAAGAGGCUGAUCGGCUCCGCGAUCAUAUCUCCCACCUGCGCUGUGGUAGUUGUACCUCAAAUGCGCCGUGGGUGGGUGGACAUUCUUUGAGUUUGGGCAAGGGUGCCCCCUGAGUUUGGGGCCGCGCUUCUCCGGAGUGUAAUAAUGAUUUGGCGCGGAUGUGGCGGUAUCUGGCGGUAGUGCUGCUGCUGCGGGACGGCAGAUGUCAGGAAACAAUAUGCAGAACCCGUUGGCAAGGGACGUGUACGGGGGGGGGGUUCGGACAAGUUUGGGUGAUCUGAAGUUCCUGAUUUUACGGACAUGAUGUCGCAGGUUCCCGAUGGGCGCCCCGCCACACGGACGCCAUCCAGAUGCGACAGAGCGCGCCCUAGCCGCCCGCGAGGGGCGACCGCUGGAUGAGGAGUUGGGGGUUUCUAAUUUUACGAACGCGGGGUGGGACCAGGACUGACAUAGACGAGUUUCAGCAGGCUUCAGCUUGAGUGUGUGCGUUGCUGCGUUGGCGCUGUGUAUGAAAUUUCUGGAGCGUUGCAAGCAUCGCCGACUCAUUAGCAGCUUGUUGUUGGGCCCUGAGAGUUACGGUUACAAGUCGAUCACGGAUCAGGCGCGGCUCCGGGUCGAAAAGGUCAACUGGUCGGUCUGUGUGACAUAAACCAAUGCAAACGUAGUUUAAGCUGGCAAAGCUUGUAAUGUUGACAGGUAGCAACUGUCUCACAAGCUGUACAGUGCGUUGCUUUCAGAGUGG